AGGCUUUGAGAGGGACCUGCACAUCCUGUGCACCGUCGGCGAACUUCUCGCCAUGGAAGACCGCAGAUUCACAGUCGAGCUCAUGGGCGGUUAUGAGGGGGCGAUGAGCAUAGAGGAUGCGAGACUGAAGGACAUGAGAGGUCUGGUGGGCGGUGGCGGUCCCGGGUUCCCUGGAUGGAGUCAAGAUUGUGGUAGGAAGUCGCCGACGGAGAGAGGUGUCGGGCAACGGGUAGACGGGCAUCCGUGGACGUUUGAUGGGAUGGACAGGCCCGGUCCUGGCGGGGGGCAGCAAGGGUUUCAUGGCGUGGAAUCGACCCCGGCAGGUGGCAAUCUGCAAGGAGUGGUGCCACGUGGCGGUGUAGGGGACGGGUACAACGAAGAGGCUGUCCAUCACACUUCGAGGGUGGAUGCCAGUCUCCCACAGUUCGACGUCAAUUCGCAGGGGUGCGGUGCAUGGGGAGGAGGACAGCCGCAGUGUCGAUCGCCGUCAGUGCAGCACACGCCGUACAUUGCACACCAACCUCGACUGUCAAUGGCAGAUCGACAGCAUGGCCAUCCUACAGACAAUUUCGACCGCCAAAUGACGCACCUUCGUCGUGGUCACCAAACACCGUGCACACCUGCCACUGCGCCGACAGGGGGAAGAGUUGACGACUUGUCUCCUGCACGGCGCAUGGCGUCCGCAUCGGGGCAUUCCGGGAUGUGGGAUGGAAUGCCGUCACCGAUGGGAUCAUCCAUCGGAGGAGGGUCACGAGAGAUGACCGGGGAUGUCGGGGCGUCUGAUCCUAUGCGACAUACGGUGCGUGGCGAACAGCACCUCCCAUCACCGCCUGUCCACCAGCCUGUUACGACAGGCGAAAGGGGUUCUUCUCACACUUUCCCUGACAACGAAGGACCGACAUCAGGUGGUGCUUUCGCUGAUGGGCCGACUGUCUUGAGCGAGGAGACGAACACAGUGCGUGGCAGACAACGGGCCCGCAAAGCGCCUCCUCCGGCAACACCAAAAAAACACACACCUUGGUCCUUGGAGGAACGCAUGUGCCUUGCGAAGAUCUGCGGGGAGGACGAUGCUUUGAUGACAGACGCAAACUGUCCUCACAGGCACAUGACACGGGGGAGAAGGUACGAGUGGAUCAACGACCGCAUGCGUGAUGCGGGAUACAAUCGGACACCUGAGGACUGCAAGAAGAAGUGGACAAAGAUGAAGGACACUGUGAACCUCAUCUCCAACAAGUUUGACCGAUCUGGGCAGGCUGGGUACUACAACGUGACUGCUGAUGAAAGGAGGGAGAAGGGGGUUCCGCUUGGCUUCGAACGCUCUCUGUGGGACGCCAUGGAAUGGUGGAGGGUGAAGGCUUCAUUCAAAUGCAACCACACCCUUGCAUUGGAGGAGAUGGAUGUACCUGAGUCGGGGGGUGUGAAUGAAGAGGCGGGCGGGCCCGAUCGUGCCGGCGAGGCGGCUUCCGAGGGUGGCGGCACCGAUGCUUCGGAUCACAGUGCAAAGACAUGGCGAACAUCGGCGGGCAGGGUUCGUGGAGACGGUUCGCCGGCGACGGCGGUGAUGAGGGCGAUCAUGGAGGAAUCGACGAAGGCUCUCGUCGAUGGGCUGGAUAAAGCCUCCGGGACGCUGGCACGUGCGACAACGGAAGGGGCUUCGAUGCUCUCCUCCCGGACACAACAGAUAGGCGUCGUUGCCAGGGCUAUGCAGGAAGGGAACGCCGUCAUGGCCAGCCUUGUGGCGGUUAUGGCCUCCAGGUGCACAUCAUCGCAACAGCCCACAUGAUGAACAACGGGGAUGUAGAUGCAGAGCCGAAAUGAUCGGCGUGCUGUCGCGU
Messenger RNA from Chara braunii, 1835 nucleotides. The record is from the annotation of a GenBank genome assembly. Lineage: Eukaryota; Viridiplantae; Streptophyta; Charophyceae; Charales; Characeae.